Messenger RNA from Microplitis demolitor, 1466 nucleotides. RefSeq lists its product as uncharacterized. The transcript is spliced from 7 exons. Gene Ontology annotation, molecular function: protein binding. The record is from RefSeq and is a predicted model, not a curated record. Lineage: Eukaryota; Metazoa; Arthropoda; Insecta; Hymenoptera; Braconidae. Bases 150 to 1460 code for a protein of 436 amino acids.
UUUUCCCGAGCCAGCCUUCACUUCAUUCAAAUUUAUAUAUGAAAUAUAUAUAAAUAUAAUAAAUAUUUAAAAAUCUAAAUACCUUUUUUUUUUAUUUAUUUAUUAAAAAUUACGCAACUCAUCUUUUAUAAUUUUAUUUUUUAAAUAAAAUGACAAAAAGUAUGACAUAUAUACCGAUGGAAAUAUUAGAAAAAAUAUUAUCGGAGGUACCGGAAGUAGAAAAUUUGUUAAAGCUACGUUUGGUCUGUAAAUUAUGGUACGACGUUAUAGAAAAUAUAUUAGAAAAAUCAAUUAUAUGGGAAAAUAUAUCAAAUAAAAAAUUAGGCGCGUUUUAUAAAACGUCACUUAUUAAAAAAACAUUUCCGAAAUAUUCAUUCGAGCAUCAAUUAUAUAUAAGAGAUCAAAAUAUAUGGCGGGGAAUUUGUCGAAUGGGAGCCAAGUAUUCGGAAAUAAUUGAAUCCGGAUUGGAUAAAUUUAAAGUGAUUGAAAAAUUACCAAUUGUUGAGGGUAGAAUUGUCAAGACUUCGGUUUGGGAUAAUUUAAUUGCCGUAAUAACAAAUCGGAAAUUAGUUUAUUUUUAUGACUUCAAUGACUUAAAUAAACCAUUUUUUAAUAUUAGAUGCGAUGAAAAUAUAUCUGAUGUUGUAUUUUGGUAUACAGAUACCGAAGUAAUUAUAGCCGUAUUAAGAUUAUUAAAUAAAUUAAUAUUUUGGAAUCUUGAUACUAAAAGUCAAAUACCAAGUGAUGAAUUUUUUGGUCAAAAUAUUUGUAUUGGAACAAUAAAUAAUUUUUUUUCUGAGUACAAUGGACUAAUUACAUCGUACAAGUACGAUAAUAAUAAAAUAAUAAUUGAUCAAACUUGUCAGAUAAAUAUGAAAAAUACAAAUGACAGAAAUGAGAAAAUUGUUGCCAUUAAUUCUAAUGGAAUUAUACUUUCUGCAAUUAAAUUCAUAAAAUAUGAAAAUGAAUGUGGGACAGAAAAUUUUGUUCUGACAGUUCCGUUAUCUAAUGGAUCAAGAUUGUCUUUUCAUGACAAAAAAGAAUACUGUAAAAUACCAAGUAAAUUUCCAAUGGAUUAUGACUGUGAUAAAAUAAAAUUUAUCCACGCUGGCUGGUAUAAUACAGCAGCAACUGCUGUAGCAGAGCCUUAUUUAUUAACAUGUUAUAUAGAAUGGUAUUUACACGAUUUAAAAAAUCAUAUCGAUGGAUUCGUGUCAGCAAUUUUAAUGUACAAUAAUAUUUUUAUCCUCGGAUUUAGUACAGGAAUAAUUUAUUUAUUUUUUAUAAAAGAUCCAAAAGAUCUCCAAUCUCUCAAUUUGUUCAAUAAAAAUAAAAAUAAAAAAUUAAUAAUCAAUAAUGAUAACAAAGCUAUCAUAUGUUUAGAUAUAAUUCAAGUAGACAUGGAGCCAUAUAUAAUUGCAUCCACUGAAAGUGAUAUUUACAUCACUCAAUUAAUAUAAAUAAUU